Acanthaster planci (crown-of-thorns starfish) is the source of this 3236-nucleotide messenger RNA. RefSeq names its product monocarboxylate transporter 12-like. The record is from RefSeq and is a predicted model, not a curated record. Gene Ontology annotation, biological process: transmembrane transport. Lineage: Eukaryota; Metazoa; Echinodermata; Asteroidea; Valvatida; Acanthasteridae. Gene Ontology annotation, molecular function: monocarboxylic acid transmembrane transporter activity.
AUGGGUGUCCAGUGCGGCUCAGGUUGUCCUAACGCAGGCUGGUAUGCCGUCCUCUGUGUCCAUAUCGACUGGCUGCUAUGGACAGGACUCCUCAAAGGUCUAGGGGUGAUGCUGCCAACGCUUCAAGAGCAAUUCAAGGCCGACACGUGGAUGAUUGGUGGAUUGAUAGCGACUAUUACUGCCGUUGGCAGUGUAGCAGGUCUGUUAUCAAGGCCAUUGGAUGUAUUGUUUGGUACCAGCAUCGUGGUGACAGUCUGCGGAUUCCUCUUAGGGGCGUCUGUUAUCGUGUCCUCCUUCUUGACUGGCACGCUACAGAUGACACUUGUCCUGUGCGUAGUCGCUGGGCCUGGUUUGGUGAUCCCCAAUAUUUUAUCGAGAGCCAUGACGGGUCGUUAUUUCACCACGAACUAUGCAACAGUGAAUGGGAUUGCGACCGCAGGAGACGCAGUGGGCUUGAUCUUUGCUCCGUUCACUCAAGUGCUUUUAGAUACUUACGGCUGGCGAGGUGCCAUGCUACUGCUUGGGGCUAUCAGCAUGCAUCUUGGUGUAUGUGGCCUCCUGCUAAGACCACCACCGCCAUCAGCAGAGGGGCGGGACGACUACCUACCAAUCAUCUCAAGUGCGAAGGGGCCAUCGUUAGACGAUCAAGAAAGCGCUGCUGCUGAGAAGAAAUCCCUACUCCGCAUCCUUAAGGACGCUGUGCAGGCUCGUGGUAAUCUUUUCGGCGGCGCAGUUUUCAGACGCGCUGCAUUCUGGAUAGCAGCCCUUGUUUACGUGGGACAUGUCUUCGCGGGCACCCUUUGGCUGAUAUACUUCAUCGCUUAUGCCAAAUCGAAAGGUUUCUCUGGGUACGAGGCCGUGACGUUCACCACAGCCGCGGGGAUAGGGAAUCUGGUUAUUAGGAUUCUAUUGGGGUUAAUGGUGGACCAAGGCUGGCUGAAGCUACGAUUGGCUGUGCUAAUUUCAAUCACAAUUUGCGGUUUGGCUCUAUUGACGCUUCCCUGGGCGAACUCCUUCUGGUUGAUGAUUGGCAACGCCGUCAUCUAUGAUGGCUUCUUUGGGGCAAAGGCAUCACUUGUUGACAUUUACACCCGGGAACUGCUUGGAGCCGAAGAACUGGUGUCCGCUUUCAGCUGGAUGGACUUACUGACUGCUAUUAUUCAAAUCACUUUCGGAUUCUUCCCUGGUUGGAUAUUCGAUCAGACUGGAAGCUACCACAUGGCAUUCAUCAUCUUGGGAUUAAUCUCGUUUCUGCCGUUGGUGUCGCUGCUCGUGGAAAUUGUAAUCAACAAAGGGAAAGGUUAAUGUUGACGGUGAAUAAUCUCGUUGUCCUCAACAUUAGUAAAGGCUAUUACAUUAACAUCGGUGUCACGCAAUUCAUUAUUACAAAUCCUAAAUUACUAUUGUGACAAACAUUAUAAAAGUCCGAGAUAAUCAUCCCUUUGAGUUAGAAUUAUGUCGGGUAAAAAACUGUAGAAUAAGGGCUUCGCUCUGAGGAAUGUCAACCGAAUCACUUUUGCUACCGAGAAAAAUGCAGGUCAGGCAGAUAUGCUUGAGGCAAAAUUAAUCCCAGGAAAUAAUAAAGCUGAUAUUAAAAAAAACCUCUACUCAAAAGGGGUGGCUACACAAAUGCGAAAAAGUGAGUUGGUCGGGAGCGUAGAUGCAACUGAAUUCGAAACACACCGCGCCCUUCUACGUGAGUAGUUGGGUGGGGGGCAGUUGAGCACAAUUUGACCUUUGUGCAGUUGGGCACAGUUUGACGUUUGGUAUAAAAUAGCAAAAGGUCACAUGAAUUGACAUAAGCAUAAAAACUAUAAUCAUAAUGAUAUUAAUAGGGAUAAGUUGUAGGUGUGAAAAAUUAUGGCACAAGAUGACCUCUAGUGACAGGAAUAACAUAGGGUCAGAAAGUCUAGUGUGACCUUUUGUAUGGGAUGAACAUAAAUAUGGAAUAGCAUAGGAUCAAAAAUGAUGGUACACGUUGACCUGUCCUCUGAAAUUAUGGCACAACAGGAUGAAAUAGGAUGAUGACCAAUAGACGAUGAGUCAUAUGCUGCGUUAUGUCAUGACAGGGAGAUCCUGAAUGAAAUUAGGGGCAAGGAAGCGAUAAUCCCUGUAGACCAUGGGCCAGAAAUCAAAGCUUCACUGGAACUAGAGGUAGGUUCUCACUUUCGAGUAGCAACAUGGAAUCAUGUGCUCUAGGUCGAUGUGAAGGUGCUGAAUUCAAAUCUGCCUGUUGCCAGGUCGUCAGACUGCUCCGAAGGUCACCACAAGAGGGCGCUUAUCCCAUUUUUGCUCAUUUUUUAUGAAAACAGUAUUUUGAGCACAGUUUUCCCAUUUGUUCAUUAAAUGCUUUUUAAUUUGGCACAGGUACUAUUUAUAACAUUUCAUGCAGGGGGGGAAGGAAAACUGGGGCUUUCUUGCGCAGCCCAACUGGCCACCAUCUUGUUUUCAUGUAGAUGGCAAAGGAAAAACGAGACCCCAUUUACAGGUAUUGUGAAAAACCUUUCUGUUAAUAAAACAAUGGAGGAAUGCUAGAAUCUCUUAAAUAUGGUUAACCACUUUUAUUGAAUCUUUACAGGGCACUUUUAAGUUUUUAAUGCUUUAAUGUUGACGCUAUGUACGUGUGUUGAUUGUUGACCCGUAAUGACACUAAAUAGCCUACAUGUAGCAUAACUGCUUUGAUAAGCCCUCAGAAUACUAAACAUCACAGAUAUAAUCAGAGUCUGAGCCUUUGGCAACUUCAAUCAAAUGUUUCACAUCAUUUUCUGCUUUGGCUGAUUCAGGGUUGACAAUUUUCGGUUUAAAAAACAAUUACAAUCUGUUUUUUUGAAAUUUAAGUCGUUUUUAUGUCUGUAAAUAAAUAUGCAGUCAAAUUGGCAUAAUAGCAUGUAUCUGUUUUCAACGCAAGUAAUUUUUGGCACGUGUUAAGAGGCAAUCUGGUAUGGUUUUUGAUGCAUCUCCCUCGUGAUAGAGUAAUAACUAACGCUUGAUUAAAAUUCACUCGAUUAAGAAACUUUUGUUACUGGUUUCACAGCAUAGUAACCAACACUUCUUAUGUCAUUGAAAUUCACGUGUACUUGUUGAAAUGAAAGGUACAAUACGGUAGAUGUACACUGAUGCCUUUAUACAUCUUAAACUCAGAAGUGGACACUUUAAAUACUGGUAGUGAAAUUAAUUUAAAUCAUAUAAAUAAACCCGUCACUUGAAUCCAUGCACUGAAUCCAGUUUAAGCAGAA